AUGAUCAACAGCAGCAGCAGCAGCAGCAGCAGCAGCACCACCAUCCUCAAGAUACCCUUUAACCGCCUGUCCAAGCUGCCUAGCCUGGAACGGCAAAACCCCCAGCAGACUCACCAACUCGCUUAUCCCAACCCUCAUGCCUCGCAGAUUGUCCAGCAGACGCCCCGGGGCCAGUCUCUAGUAGGCGAGCAUCCCGGUAACAUACUGGCAAACUGGAACCUCGACGAUCUGCCCCCGACUCAGAAGCGCGAGGGUGUCGAUUGGUUCGCCGUGUUUAACCCUGAAGUGCCACGCGUGCUCGAUGUGGAAUUGGUGCACGACCUGGUGCACGACAGCGUCGUGUGCUACGUACGCUUUAGUGACGAUGGCAAAUAUCUAGCAACGGCCUGCAAUCGCUCGGCGCAGAUCUUCGACGUGAGCACCGGCCGGAAUGUGGCUACACUCCAGGACGAGAACGUCAACAAGGAUGACGACCUUUUCAUUCGCAGUGUCUGCUUCAGUCCCGAUGGAAAGUACCUCGCGACCGGCGGCGAGGACAAGCAGGUCCGGGUCUGGGAUAUCGCUACGCGGACCAUCAAGCAUAUCUUCACUGGUCACGAGCAAGAUAUCUUUUCUAUUGACUUCGCCGCCAACGGCCGCUACAUCGCGUCUGGUAGUGGGGACAAGACGGUACGCAUGUGGGACAUUCUCAACGAGAAGCUCGUCUAUACUCUUAGCAUCGAGGAUGGCGUCACUGCGGUGGCAAUAUCUCCCGACGGUCACUACUUGGCGGCCGGUUCGUUGGACAAGAGUGUGCGCGUGUGGGAUACAACGACUGGUUGCCUGGUGGAGCGCCUAGAGAUCCCGGACGGCCAUAAAGACACUGUGUACUCGGUCGCCUUCGCCCCUAAUGGUCGCGACCUGGUCAGUGGCAGUCUGGACAAUACAGUCAAGCUCUGGGAGCUUAAUGCACCGCGCAACAUACACCCCCACCCAAGUUCUAAGGGCGGCAAGUGCCUACGGACCUUCGUGGGCCACAAGGACUUUGUGCUCAGUGUGUGUCUGACGCCGGACGGCCAGUGGGCCCUGAGUGGCUCUAAGGAUCGGGGGGUCCAGUUUUGGGAUCCGAUGACUGGGAACGCCCAAAUGAUGCUCCGGGGCCACACGAACUCCGUUAUUUCGGUUGCAUCCAGCCCCACAAACAGCCUGUUCGCGACAGGCAGCGGCGACAGGUGUGCCCGGAUCUGGAGGUAUUCUUCAUACACUGGACGAUAA
Molecule: messenger RNA, 1254 nt
Organism: Penicillium cinerascens
Lineage: Eukaryota; Fungi; Ascomycota; Eurotiomycetes; Eurotiales; Aspergillaceae
Product: WD40 repeat domain-containing protein
Exons: 6
Coding region: 1-1254 (417 amino acids)
Molecular function (GO): protein binding
Source: RefSeq, a predicted model, not a curated record